AUGGCUCCCACCAAGCGCUCCUCCGGUUCAGCACCUCUUGCCCCAAAGCGCCCACGACUCCCAAAACGACCUGAAGAACAUGAAGAUUUACUGACUGACGAGUCUGAAAUAUCUUACCGAACAUUGACUCCACUGCCAGCCCGCACUCGGAGUAGUCAAUCGACCACCGCCGCUCAAAUAACUCGGAAAGGUCUUCUCCGUUCCUCCGAAACCCCCACUGGGAGGAGCAGUCCUAGGAGGGUAGAAUUUCAUCUCCCCGAGGAUCAUACUGAUAAUUUUGAAGCGCAGGAGGAGCCUGAGGCAAUUGAGGCGCCAGAGGCAAUUGAGGCGCCAGAUGUGGAAGAAAUAGUUGAUACUAGCCACUCAGACUAUGAUGAUGCUCCGGAGAAUGACCACGAGAGCUCUGAGGAGGAUGAGGAUGAACCUCAAGCCCCCCCCCCAUCUUACACCCAGAAGUCUCAGACUGUCGGAAAGAGACCUCAUACAGUUCAGCCGACUACUGCCAGAGCACUGGGCAAUGCUCGGAGGAAACCAACUGGCGCGGUAGCGGAGGUCAUUGCUUCUUCCAACGUGUCGGUGGACGUGAGGGGAACUCGACCGGGCGCGAAAGUAAUACGUAAACAAGGUCAAGGGAGAGCAGCACCCACUUCAGCACCCAGCCAGAAUGCAUCCCAGAGAGCACUCCCGGCAUCCCAGAGAGCACCCCCAACACCCUCACAGUCUAGGCCCUCUGCACCUGUUUAUGCUCAUGAGUAUACCUCUUCUACGCGCCACAUCGAUUUUUCCUCGAUGCGCUCUCGAUACGGGGAGUCGUCCCCCACUUACCGGACAUAUCGUUCUUCACCGCCUAGCGAGGUAAUUGGCGAGAACUCUGUGAGCAGUCGUCAGAUUCCUUCAAGCCAACUUCACGGUCAAGGUAGAUCGCGAAGAGUCUACGAAAUCGAGUACCUUCCCUCAUCUAGGGAGGAGGACGAGAGUACUCCGAUGCCGGAAAGCGAGGGUAUUUUGAUUCCGGGAAGCGAGGUUAGUAUUCCGGAGGACACUCACGACGUCUUUGAGAACACUGGCGACAUUCCUUCGAGCCAAUUGACUCAGAGGUCUGUGGUCCCUAACUCUAGGAGUGCAAAUGUGCUGUCAGUGCAGGCUCAGAGGAUUGAGAAGGAGUGUAGCGUGUUAAUCGGGGAGCAUACUCUUCUACAUGAGCCCUUUCCACCUGCAGCAAGACUUUCGGUCAGAAGUCUGCACUCCCGUGUCCGUUCCCACUUGAUGCACGAGGUGAAAGGGCGCCUGGCGGACUCUACGAUAUAUGGGCUUGGAGAUUUUGUGGGGCCUGAGGCGAGGGCGGCUCAAGUGGAAUACCUUUUGAAGAAUGAUCGUUUCUUGAGCCCCCAACAGCAUUACGAGACCUACCGACUGCGCUUCCUGGCUCCGGAAAUUAUCGAUAUAUUGUAUUUUAAAUACUUCGAUGGGGUAAGAAUGCGAGGGGUUAGGGAUCCCGAAUUUCUAGAGCGGAUAACCCCUACCCUUAUUUGCCUGAUAUCGACGGCGAUCUGGCACGGCAUUCGGGCGUGGUCAACAGGGAGUUACGUGAAGCCUGAUGAUUUUCAGUCGCAGAAUGAGAGUGUUGUGAAAACGUUCAACAGGAUGAGCAACACUUGGAAGGGGAGAAGUAAACAGAACCAGGAGGCAACCUUGGAGGUAAUCAAAGAUAACCUUCGAGAAAAGAUACGAGAUAAAAAAGGGGUAACGAUUGAGAUUAUACCGGAGGAGGGUUUUAGCGAGGACGAUGAAGCUCUGGCUGCGGAUCUUGCCGCAUUCCGAGAUGCUCGGAGAACACCCACGAGUGCUCCAGGAGGUCGGGUUGAUUCCGACAGCGCCCAGGACGAAGUGAUUAAUGCCCGACUUCGCGGCAUUGACACCGAAGAGGAGGGGGAGGAGGAAGAAGAAGAGCCGGAAUUACCUGUAGCGGGGGAUUACGAAGGGGGGGGGGAGGAGGAUGUGUAG
Messenger RNA from Morchella importuna, 2004 nucleotides. RefSeq lists its product as uncharacterized. The transcript is spliced from 6 exons. The record is from RefSeq and is a predicted model, not a curated record. Lineage: Eukaryota; Fungi; Ascomycota; Pezizomycetes; Pezizales; Morchellaceae. Bases 1 to 2004 code for a protein of 667 amino acids.